CCGAGGGCGCCUAUUCCGUUACCUAUCGUAACACUACUUUUGUUAUUAACCUAGAAGAAGCAUGGAAUUUAUCGGCCAUAGCCCUACAACAUGUUAUUUAACAUCAACACGACGAGAGCCGGUAGUUUCCAAACUCCCCUGUGCAACCACUCUGCCAAAACUGGCCAAAGAACCUUCGUUCACGUGCCCCUCACCAUAUCCGCACAAGCGUACGCUGACCACUGUGGGUUUCCGUCCGGCUACCUAUUAUUCCUCUGCGAAAGCCAAUCCUCGUUACCCACUGUCGCACUCACAAGUGGAUAGUUCCGCGCCGGAAACUCAGCUCAGUGAGUUAUGCGGGAUCCGUGUGCCGUCUGUUUAUUCGGCGGCCAGAAAUGCACUGUACACACGAUACACACCAAGAGACUGGUUUGCUAACUACCAACGCUUGCUGCAGUCCAAUGACCGGGGUCAGAAGGAUUCCGAAUGUCUUCGGUACGAUUCCGAACGCCUGAUGGAUGAGACAAACGAGCGUACAAAGCACAACCAGAACGAAUCGAGCCGGCAACUAGGUGACCGCCUAUCAGACAUCGCAUUUUGGCAGAACGAGCUCACCGAUGAAUUGGACAAGAUGGUGAAAGAAAUCACUGAUCUAAUUCGUGCCAAACGCGUGGCAGAAAAGCUGUUAGCUGAAGUGGAGAAUCAGCUACACAUUGCCCAAGAAUGCCUCUAUCAGAGAGAAAAGCGACAAUGUGUGGACUUAGUGCACGACGAUGUGGAAAAGGCGUUGCUGGCCGAGGUCGAGGCGGUCUUACGUGCCCAAGAAAUGCUACGAAAUUUGAUCGAUCGUGCCAAUACGCAGCUGGAACUCAAUCGUGCAGCUCAACACGAGAUGGAGGUAGAUCUGAAAAACAAAUUCACCGCGCAACAACUAGAUGAAACCGCGGUUGGAAUGAAAAACAGCUCAGCUGGGGUGCACUACUACGAAGGAGUGGAAAAUAUUGAGCAAUGUCAAUCAGUUCCGGAAACCUGGAAUCAACACGUACACAACAUCGUUAGUCGCAGUCGGGCUGAGCGAGCGGCCAGUAGAAAAUUGCGAGAGGACAUUGGAAACAAUCUGGCACAAAUCGGCCAGUUCUUGGCCGAACGCUGGGCCGACGUGAAUGCCGCGUUAGCACAACGAAUUCGGGAGGUGACUGAUGCUCGUAACCAAAUCCAAGCCAGCCUGGGACAUACGUUGCAAGAGAUCUUCGACACGGAACGCGAAAUCGAAGCUCUGAAAGAUGCUAUUCGAGCCAAAGAAGCCUACUUGAAAACGGCUACAAGUCGACUCAACAUUCGUCUCCGACGUCCAGGCAUGGAACACGUAUGUGAUGCAGCCCAAAUGCAACUCAAAUGUGAGGUGGCUCAGCUCAAAGAUACGAUUCGACAACUGAACGAACAACUGUGCCGCGCACAAGAUGUGCUGCAAGAACUGCUUCGACUCCGCAGUGCCAAAGAAGCCGAACUGGCCGUGAAGAACAACAGCAUUUUCAUUGAUCGCGAAAAACUCAAAUGUGAGGUGGCUCAGCUCAAAGAUACGAUUCGACAACUGAACGAACAACUGUGCCGCGCACAAGAUGUGCUGCAAGAACUGCUUCGACUCCGCAGUGCCAAAGAAGCCGAACUGGCCGUGAAGAACAACAGCAUUUUCAUUGAUCGCGAAAAGUGUCUGGCCCUGCGAAGUAACUGGCCUGGUGGACCGACAGCAAAGGCCUCCCACGGAGCACCAUGCCCCUGCAUCUCAUCCGACAUUUCGUCUGCUGCCACCAAGAUUUGCGCCUGCUAAUACUUUCGAAUGCCCCCAGCUUCAGUCAAAAGCGAUUCGAGUAUCUUGUCUACUUGGAACACCCGCAUAGACCACCUGUCGUCGCUGUGUAUGCUUGUCGUACAUCCAUCGCGACGUAUGUUUUGUUUUCAAAUACCUCACCUACUGCUCUAUUAAUCACGCAUAUGACCGUAUGGUGAAGUCGUGAACGAUAAACCUAUUGUACGAGUGUCAUGCGUUUUGUACCAACCAGCAAAUGAGCAAUGUGGUAUAGGGGUUGUUAGGAAUUUUCUGCAAACAUCACCAAAUGAUCAGCUUGUUCACACUAG
Opisthorchis viverrini is the source of this 2115-nucleotide messenger RNA. RefSeq lists its product as hypothetical. Gene Ontology annotation, cellular component: nucleus; microtubule cytoskeleton. Lineage: Eukaryota; Metazoa; Platyhelminthes; Trematoda; Opisthorchiida; Opisthorchiidae. Gene Ontology annotation, biological process: cilium movement involved in cell motility; cilium assembly. The record is from RefSeq and is a predicted model, not a curated record. Bases 62 to 1807 code for a protein of 581 amino acids. The transcript is spliced from 7 exons.